Anoplophora glabripennis (Asian longhorned beetle) is the source of this 1280-nucleotide messenger RNA. RefSeq names its product von Hippel-Lindau disease tumor suppressor. The transcript has a single exon. Lineage: Eukaryota; Metazoa; Arthropoda; Insecta; Coleoptera; Cerambycidae. Bases 20 to 508 code for a protein of 162 amino acids. The record is from RefSeq and is a predicted model, not a curated record.
GUGGCGCGAUUCUUAAAAAAUGUUGCCUCGGUCCCUUCGAAAUGAAGACAGAGCUUAUGUUCGCUUUAUAAAUAAAACAGAUAGGAUGGUGGAACUGAUAUGGCUUGAUUUUGAUGGAAGGUAUGUAAGGUACCGGAUUCUAGAAAAAGAUCAUUUUUUGGAUGUUAACACAUAUAAAAAUCAUCCAUGGAUAGCAUUGGACAUGAAGACUAAAGACAGGUUACACAUAGAAAAAGGUUUUAUAUACAAUCCUAAAACUAGCAGGGAAUACUUACAAGAGAGAUUCCCAGAUAGAGAAAUCCCAGAGAAUUAUGAAGCGAGAAUCAGAGUCAAUAUUACCUUGCCCUUAUAUACUUUAAAAUAUAGAUCAUUAAUUGAAGUCAGGAAUCAUUUUCGAACUGUUGAAGAUGUUGAUAAAUUAGAACUACCAAAACCUUUAGCUGAAGAUUUAAAACGAAUCAUUGAACAUAGAAAUUCUCAAUCAGCAGUUGAUAUACAAGUUUAUUAAUAAAUACAACAUUACAUGGGGAGAUAAGACUGAUCGAGAUGUGAAAGGUAAUUCAUGUACCUUGUUUGAAUAUUUUCGAUAAAUUAAAAUGGCAAAUUUGAAGUUGAAAUGUCGCACCAAAUGUGGUUUUUAUAAAACUAUUGUUCAUUCAUGGGUAAUAUUAUCGUAAAUGGGUUAAUAAGAAUAAGAAAGAAGUUUAUAUAUGAUACCAGCAGAAUCAAGUGUGAUAACCUCUGUAAUUUCCUGUGAGGAUCUGAAAAACUAUGUAGUAAUAGAACUAAAUAUGUAUGUUGCUUUUUAACCAAAAUAAUUGUAAAUGGUGUCUGUAGCUAUUUCUAUAGCCACAGAAAUAAAAACCGACAGUUUUGAAAUAACAGUAACCAGCUCUUUACAUAAUUGUUAGUUAUAAACUCGGGGAUUAUUACGUUUUUUCAAAAUUUUUUCAUUAAAUAUCGAACAUAAGUGUAUCCCUAUUUUGUUCUUAUUUUUCGAUAUAGAAAAAAAUUUGUAGGAAACUUUUUAGAUUUUCUAAAGAAGUGAAGAAGAUAUACCUAAUUGAUAUUUGGAAGAAAUGUGCACUUCAUGUAUCUUUUUUUUAUUGGCCACCAAACUUCUAGGUGUCCUCGGUCAAAAAGGGUGAGCUAAUUGAGAAAAUUAUUACACUUAAAAAAAUAUAAAUUUUUCUAAACACUAAAGAUGGCAUUUUAAAAAACCUCCAGACUGUAAGUUGUCAGUAUUCGCAUAAAAAAGAGAACAAAAAAGUUAUUACACU